This is a messenger RNA of Cydia splendana, 2158 nucleotides long. RefSeq names its product homeobox protein aristaless-like. Lineage: Eukaryota; Metazoa; Arthropoda; Insecta; Lepidoptera; Tortricidae. Gene Ontology annotation, biological process: regulation of transcription by RNA polymerase II. The record is from RefSeq and is a predicted model, not a curated record. Bases 124 to 1104 code for a protein of 326 amino acids. The transcript has 5 exons. Gene Ontology annotation, molecular function: DNA-binding transcription factor activity, RNA polymerase II-specific; RNA polymerase II transcription regulatory region sequence-specific DNA binding.
UAAAAUUGUGAUAAUACCUCUCCAAAACAAACUCGCAAUGUCCGCAAACUAAAAUGCAAAAACAAAUGACAGGCGGUCGGUUUGAACACUUUGAACUUAAACGGUCGACUUCCGAAUUUGAAAAUGGAUCUGACGACGAGGCGAGGGGAGGAGGAGGCGGGGGGAGGGGGGCAGUGUGAGGUCACGAAGCCGGAGGUGAAGAAGACCAGCUCGUUCAGCAUCAGGAACCUGAUGGGGGAUUCCGACGGCGCGAGCAACAGCGAAGAAUACUACACCCAAGAAUACCAACCCCAGAAAUUCAGCAUGGGCGUCUCCGAGCCGCCUAAAGACGAUUCGCCCCGAACCACGCCCGAGCUCACCCGAACGCCCGACCUCAGGACGGACCAGUCUCCCCCCACCGCCCCGCCAGGGUCCGCAGACAGUGAUGACGCUGAUGAGUUCGCGCCGAAGAGGAAGCAGAGGAGAUACAGGACGACUUUCACCAGCUUUCAGUUGGAGGAACUGGAGAAAGCGUUUUCAAGGACGCAUUACCCUGAUGUGUUUACUAGGGAAGAGCUGGCCAUGAAAAUCGGAUUAACCGAAGCUAGAAUACAAGUAUGGUUCCAAAACCGCAGAGCAAAAUGGCGGAAGCAAGAGAAAGUGGGUCCGCAGGGGCAUCCCUACAACCCCUAUCUUGGAGGCGCGGGGGGCGCCCCUCCCCCUUCUGUGGUGGCGUCCAUGCCCAACCCCUUCUCGCAACUGGGGUUCGGCUUCAGGAAGCCUUUUGACACCAAUGCGCUGGCGUCUUUUAGAUACGGCAGCACACCAAUGCUAGGAGCACAAUACCUCGGCGCACCCCUCCCCCGACCCCCACUCUUCGGCGCCCCCCUCUACACCUCUGCCCCUCCAUUCCACUCCCUUCUAGCCGGCCUCGCGCCCCCUAGAAGAUCACCCGACCCCCCGCCAGUGUCACCCCCUAUAUCGCCAGGCAGUGAAUCCCCCCCAACGGCUCCAGAAGUAGAAAGAAGGAGCUCGAGCAUAGCAGCUUUAAGAAUGGCCGCGAGAGAACAUGAGAUUAGGUUAGAGAUGCUGAGGCAGCGACACCAUUCGGAUCUGAUCAGUUGAAACUAGGACAUUUGAUCCAGUGCUAAGACCCAAUGGUAAUCGAUUCACAGAUCGCUAUAUACUCGUAUUAUAGUUCGUAUAAUAUGCUGGUGUGAGGAAACCAGAGAUUGUUGAAUGUAUUCGUGUGUAAAAUGCAGAAUAAAGAUAUUAUCUUAAAUUUCAUAAUUUUAUUUCGGAAAUGCGACGCUUCUUUCACUGAAUAGAUCGUUAAUACACUCAAAAGCAAUCAAAACGUAUGAAAUAAACUUUUUUUUUGCUCUAAAUGGCAGAUUCAAAGUGAUUCGUUUUCAGUGUAUUUAGACAAUAAAUGAGGCACAAAACUUGAUCUUAAUGUGUAAAUGAGAUCUCUUUUUACAUGGCUGCCCAAAAAAAGGAGUGUAUGUAUUGUUUUUAAUUGGAAUUAUAUCGUUAUACGAACGUGAAUCGAUUUUAAAUGUAAAAUUUAGAAAAAAGUAUUAGCUAGGCUUUAAGUUAAUGUAAAGAAUGUACUUAAAUCUCCGUCCACUUAUUGUUAUUUAUUGUAAUGUUAAGAUACUUAAAGGAAUGCCUUAAUGUCUCAAUUAAAUAUUUAUAGUUAAUUAACUAUUAUCUGUAAGGGAUCAAACAAGGAAUGGUUUUAUUAUUAUUUGAGCAAUAUUUUAUUUAUAUAAAAGGUGAUAUUUUUGUACAGAGUUUCGAUGAAUCAGUACUAGUUAACAUAAUUCAGGUCAACAUACAAAAAAAAACAUGUGCAAGUGAACUAAACAAUUUUUUUAAUUGUUAGCCAAAAUAAGUGAAAAUUAAAAAUGGUUAUAAAUUAUUUAAGAUAUAUUUUUACUUUUCACUACAAACUAGCAAAAGUAAAAAUGUUCUAACUUAGAUUACCAGUUAUCAAUUUGAACUUAUAAUUUGUAUUAUAAAUAAUAGCACCAAAGAAUUCCGUUGUAAUAAUUAUCCAGUAAUGAAAAACGAAACUUAAACAUGACCAGUGUUUACUGUACCUUGUGUAUUGUUUGUUAUUUUAAAUGAAAUUGAAAAUAUCGGUAUCACGUACAAUAAAAUUAAUUGAAAAUAU